This is a messenger RNA of Mandrillus leucophaeus (drill), 1021 nucleotides long. RefSeq names its product olfactory receptor 8B8. The record is from RefSeq and is a predicted model, not a curated record. Lineage: Eukaryota; Metazoa; Chordata; Mammalia; Primates; Cercopithecidae. Gene Ontology annotation, cellular component: membrane. Gene Ontology annotation, molecular function: olfactory receptor activity; odorant binding; G protein-coupled receptor activity. Bases 62 to 1003 code for a protein of 313 amino acids. Gene Ontology annotation, biological process: sensory perception of smell; G protein-coupled receptor signaling pathway. The transcript has a single exon.
CAGCAGUGGUCUCUCUCUCUCUCUAAACAACUUUUUCCCUUGUCCCCACAGAAUGCCUUAAAUGAAAAUGGCUGCCAAGAAUUCCUCCUUCCUGACAGAGUUUAUCCUCGCAGGCUUAACCGACCAACCGGGAGUCCAGAUCCCCCUCUUCUUCCUGUUUCUAGGCUUCUAUGUGGUCACUGUGGUGGGGAACCUGGGCUUGAUAACCCUGAUAGGGCUCAACUCUCACCUGCACACCCCUAUGUACUUCUUCCUCUAUAACUUGUCCUUCAUAGAUUUCUGCUAUUCCAGUGUUAUCACUCCCAAAAUGCUGAUGAGUUUUGUCUCGAAGAAGAACAGCAUCUCCUAUGCUGGGUGUAUGACUCAGCUCUUCUUCUUUCUUUUCUUUGUUGUCUCUGAGUCCUUCAUCCUGUCAGCGAUGGCAUAUGACCGCUACGUGGCCAUCUGUAACCCACUGUUAUACACGAUCACCAUGUCUCCCCAGGUGUGUUUGCUCCUUUUGCUGGGUGUCUAUGGGAUGGGGUUUGCUGGGGCCAUGGCCCACACAGCGUGCAUGAUGGGUGUGACCUUCUGUGCCAAUAACCUUGUCAACCACUACAUGUGUGACAUCCUUCCCCUUCUCGAGCGUGCUUGCACCAGCACCUAUGUGAAUGAGCUGGUAGUGUUUGUUGUUGUGGGCAUCGAUAUUGGUGUGCCCACAGUCACCAUCUUCAUUUCCUAUGCUCUCAUUCUCUCCAGCAUCCUCCACAUUCGUUCCACGGAGGGCAGGUCCAAAGCCUUUAGCACCUGCAGCUCCCACAUAAUUGCAGUUUCUCUGUUCUUUGGGUCAGGAGCAUUCAUGUAUCUCAAACCCUCUUCUAUUUUACCUAUGAACCAGGGCAAGGUGUCUUCCCUGUUCUAUACCACUCUGGUGCCCAUGCUCAACCCAUUAAUUUAUAGCCUGAGGAAUAAGGACGUCAAAGUUGCUCUAAAGAAAAUCUUGAACAAAAAUGCGUUCUCCUGAGAAAAGGGCAAUGCUCAA